AUGGAGCCAGAGAAUGACACAGGGAUUUCAGAAUUUGUUCUUCUGGGACUUUCAGAGGAACCAGAAUUGCAGCCCUUCCUCUUUGGGCUGUUCCUGUCCGUGUACCUGGUCACUGUGCUCGGGAACCUGCUGAUCAUCCUGGCCACAAUCUCAGACUCCCACCUCCACACCCCCAUGUACUUCUUCCUCUCCAACCUGUCCUUUGCAGACAUCUGUUUCAUCUCCACUACAGUCCCAAAGAUGCUCAUUAACAUCCAGACACAGAGCAGAGUCAUCACCUAUGCAGGCUGCAUCACCCAGAUGUGCUUUUUUGUACUUUUUGGAGGGUUAGACAGCUUACUCCUGGCUGCGAUGGCCUAUGACCAGUUUGUGGCCAUCUGUCAUCCUCUGCACUACACGGUCAUCAUGAACCCUCGGCUCUGUGGACUCCUGGUUCUGGCAUCCUGGAUGAUUGCUGCCCUGAAUUCCUUGUCACAAAGCUUAAUGGUGCUGUGGUUGUCCUUCUGCACAGACUUGGAAAUCCCUCACUUUUUCUGUGAACUUAAUGAGGUCAUCCACCUUGCCUGUUCUGACACCUUUCUUAAUGACAUGGGGAUGUAUUUUGCAGCAGGGCUGCUGGCUGGUGGUCCCCUUGCGAGGAUCCUUUACUCUUACUCUAAGAUAGUUUCCUCUAUACAUGCAAUCUCAUCAGCUCAGGGGAAGUACAAGGCAUUUUCCACCUGUGCAUCGCACCUCUCAGUUGUCUCUUUAUUUUGUUGUACGGGCCUAGGUGUGUACCUUACUUCUGCUGCAACCCACAACUCACACACAAGUGCAACAGCCUCGGUGAUGUACACUGUGGCCACCCCCAUGCUGAACCCCUUUAUCUACAGUCUGAGGAAUAAAGACAUAAAGAGGGCUCUGAAAAUGUCCUUCAGAGGAAAGCAAUAA
This is a messenger RNA of Pongo pygmaeus (Bornean orangutan), 930 nucleotides long. Its product is annotated as olfactory receptor 7A17. Gene Ontology annotation, molecular function: G protein-coupled receptor activity; olfactory receptor activity. Gene Ontology annotation, cellular component: membrane. The transcript has a single exon. Bases 1 to 930 code for a protein of 309 amino acids. Gene Ontology annotation, biological process: G protein-coupled receptor signaling pathway. The record is from RefSeq and is a predicted model, not a curated record. NCBI's taxonomy places the organism in Eukaryota, Metazoa, Chordata, Mammalia, Primates, Hominidae.